Dreissena polymorpha is the source of this 1102-nucleotide messenger RNA. RefSeq lists its product as uncharacterized. The record is from RefSeq and is a predicted model, not a curated record. The transcript is spliced from 4 exons. Gene Ontology annotation, molecular function: zinc ion binding. NCBI's taxonomy places the organism in Eukaryota, Metazoa, Mollusca, Bivalvia, Myida, Dreissenidae. The coding region runs from base 579 to 1004 and encodes 141 amino acids.
GCCAUGUCAAUUAUCAAUAUUUAAACAUAGUUAAAGUCGCUCUAGUUUACUUCGAAUAGAAGUAUUCGAAUGCCAUAGUAUAGGCAUACACAGAAAAUACAUUAAAGCUCUAAAAGGGACUUACCCAAGUAGGGUUUACACUAAGGAAACAAUACCGCGUGUAUUCAUAGACUUAACAUUAUUAGAAGUUUGUGCUUACCAUGCGAAUAUUCGAAAGUUUGACUUAAUUACAAAUGGGAUAUUCGAUUAUCAAUAUUAAUAGUCGAUGCUAUUGAGAGUUUAAACGCAUCGUUCGACGCAUGAAAACAACCUAAAAUAUUGUAUCGCUGUGUAUUUAAAACGUUUACAACUCGUGUAACUGUUUGCAUUACCAACGCGUACUCAACAGACGUUUGUAAUCGUUCGAUAAGGAAGUUACAUAUUUUGGGAUGUGUCUAGUGGAGAAUAGCACGUAUGAUUGGUAUAGGUGUUCAUUGUGAUUAUUUUUAAGAAGAUUUUGACAAGAAACUAUUUUCUGUACAUAAAGUCCAACUAAUAAAAUUUCCAAGAAGACCGCAAUAAAAAAGUAUAAGGAGAAUAUGUUGCAACAAGUGUGUAAAGUCAUAGAAGAUAUUUUCAACGACUCCUCGGACACGUCAAGUUCUUCCGAUUCCUCCGAAUCCUCUGAUUCAUCGAACAGUUCUGCUGGUGUUGAUUUCUCGUGUGAUCGAGAACACAAGAAAAUGAAAAGGAUAUAUCUGCAAAAACUUUCGCAAAAACCGAUAAAGAGCGUACUGAAACGAGGCAUACGGUCUGUCCGUGACUUUAUAAAUCCUCCAGCGAAAAGUGCAAAAUGUCAUGCUGCAGGUGUGAAAUGUGACAUCUGCAACCAGGAUCCCAUCCGAGGUGACCGCAGGACAUGCAAACAAUGCAAGGACUAUCACAUUUGUUUCCGUUGUUACAAGGGAGCAAAGAAAUACACGAAACUCAAGUUUAAGAAAAUCAAAGCAAAAGCACACAAGUAGCCAUAAGGAAGAUACCUACCGACGGUUAAAUUGAUAACAAUUCAUUAUAUAUGCUUAGCAUUGUUUUCCAUGUAAUAAAGCCAUCAUUUAUUCUGUCA